This is a messenger RNA of Symbiodinium sp. CCMP2592, 1338 nucleotides long. The record is from the annotation of a GenBank genome assembly. NCBI's taxonomy places the organism in Eukaryota, Dinophyceae, Suessiales, Symbiodiniaceae.
AUGGCACACGUCACGAACAUCUCGCUUGACAUCGAGCCCGCUGGUACUGGCCUGGCAUGGCGGCGCAGGAUGCUGCACGGCACGCCUGCUGCGUCUGCUAUGGGAACGGGCGGAAGGAAGGGGUGGUACAGGAAGCAGUUGCAACGGGCUUCGGGAGAUGGCUGGGACUUGUACAAGUCGUCGUCGGAGCCAUCUUUGCGCAGAGGCGAAUCCGGAAUUCUGCCAGGACUAUCACAGCUUUCGCCAAAGCUCGCACAUGCAAACUCGAGGUGUCGUCUUUCUUCCUCUGGAAGCAGCGGCAGCUUGGAGUUGGAGCUGGCGCAAGUUGACUCAGGCUUGCCAGAUGAAAAUGCGAGCAAAGAGCAGGGUCCCGACAAAGGGCGGGGAAGCGCAGACCCUGGUGACGACGUGCGCCCGGACGCCUCCAUUGACCCCGUCCAGGCCGAUGAGACCGCCACUCCACGCACGCAGUGGCAAGAUGCCCUGCAAAGGGCAAUGCAGGAAGCGGAUGUGCGCUUGCUGUUUCGCCUUGACCUGCCUCUCAUGGUGAAGGCAGUUGCGGACGGCGAGAUCACAUCGCUGUCGGAACCAAGCCCACCAAGGUGGCAGCAGCUGAAGGUAGCAGCGCGGUGCUUGCAGCAAGAGUUGCAGGAGACCGGCGCCAGACAAGGACAGAUUGAGUCCUUGCAGGUCAUUGGAAACCUUUACGCAUUCCUCGAAGAACAGAAGUGCGCACAAGGCUUCGAUGCCUUAUGCAAGUCUUUCGACUUCCUCUUCGGAGGUUUGGAGCAGGCGCAGAAGGUGCUUGACGUAAACCGUACGGGGAUCAUGACGACGAUGGAGUUCGCGAUGGCCAUGAGCCUUGUGGGCCUUGACUUGGCUCUGAUCAGCGGACUUGACGAGCGACAAAUGUUCUUGACCGUGGAUGAGUCCAACGACGGUUCGAUUCGAAUCCAGGACCUCCUGCAGUAUUGCAGCACCAAGCCCACAGAGCCCGAGCAGGGCAAGAAGAAGGCCGACCGUUCCAAGCGAAAGCCUUCGCCUAACAAGGCCAAGGCCAAGAAGAGGCUUUCCACGACAGCAAUCAUUGAGUCUGCCGGCAUGAAGGCGACAGAGACACCUGGUUUCGUGGAACUUCAAUGCAACCUUCUCACUCAUCACUUCCCUGACUGCACUUCCACAGAUUUGACACUUGCAGGUGCUGCAGGAAAGAACAUCCAAAGGCUGAGCUUGACAAACUUGAAAGAAGCUACCUAUCGACCAUUGGCACGGCCCAAUGCCAGGAGUGAGACUGCAGGCGCUAGUGGUGCCCAAGCCACCGCCAAGUCUUGGGCUUAA